Molecule: messenger RNA, 2493 nt
Organism: Lithohypha guttulata
Lineage: Eukaryota; Fungi; Ascomycota; Eurotiomycetes; Chaetothyriales; Trichomeriaceae
Gene: SPB1
Product: AdoMet-dependent rRNA methyltransferase spb1
Exons: 1
Coding region: 1-2493 (830 amino acids)
Biological process (GO): maturation of LSU-rRNA from tricistronic rRNA transcript (SSU-rRNA, 5.8S rRNA, LSU-rRNA); maturation of 5.8S rRNA from tricistronic rRNA transcript (SSU-rRNA, 5.8S rRNA, LSU-rRNA); rRNA methylation
Cellular component (GO): preribosome, large subunit precursor; nucleus; nucleolus
Molecular function (GO): rRNA (guanine) methyltransferase activity; rRNA (uridine-2'-O-ribose)-methyltransferase activity
Source: RefSeq, a predicted model, not a curated record
AUGGCGAUACAGAAAAAGCAUGGAAAAGGUCGUCUCGACAAAUGGUAUCAUUUGGCCAAAGAGAAGGGCUACCGCGCUCGUGCCGCUUUCAAGCUUGUUCAGCUAAACAAAAAAUACGGCUUCCUCGAGAAAUCCAAAGUCCUGAUCGAUCUUUGCGCUGCUCCCGGAUCAUGGUGUCAAGUCGCUGCAGAGACAAUGCCGCAAGGCAGUCUCAUCCUCGGUGUCGAUCUUGCGCCCAUCAAGGCGAUCCCACGAUGUAUCACAUUUCAAAGCGACAUUACGACUGACAAGUGCCGGACUACAUUGAGGCAGCACAUGAAGCAUCUGAAAGCCGAUGCAGUAUUACACGAUGGCGCGCCUAAUGUGGGUAUUUCCUGGGUGCAGGAUGCUUACAGCCAAGCCGAGUUGGUACUGCAAAGUAUGAAGCUUGCUACUGAAUUUUUGAGAGAAGGUGGUACGUUUGUGACCAAGGUCUUUAGGUCAAAAGAUUACAACGCCCUUUUGUGGGUCUUCAAGCAGCUGUUUACGAUGGUUGAGGCCACGAAGCCACCUUCUUCGAGGAACGUCUCUGCAGAAAUCUUUGUCGUUUGCAGAGGUUACAAGGCUCCCAAACGACUCGACCCUAAAUUCCUCGACCCUCGACACGUCUUUGCUGAAGUUCAGGAGGCUACACCAAACAACGAGGCCAAAGUAUUUAAUCCUGAGAAGAAGAGAAGAAGGAGAGAAGGUUAUGAAGACGGAGACUACACACAGCACAAAGAAGUCCCAGUGAGCGAGUUCAUUCACACAACAGAUCCCAUAGCCAUUCUUGGUACGGUCAAUACUCUCAGCUUCAAGCAGCCACCCAAUGGAGACCUUGCACUUGCGACAAUUGAUCGAUUACCUGAGACAACAGCAGAAAUCAGGCAGUGCUGUCAAGAUUUGAAAGUUCUGGGCAAGAAGGAGUUCCGAAUAUUGCUGCGAUGGCGUAUGAAGGUCCGAGACAUCUUCGGUAUGUCUGCUAAAGCCAAGAAGCAACAGGAGGGGCUUAAAGAUGCUGAAGAAGGGAAGGAGGUUGCAGAAGUCGAGAGUAUGGAUGAAGAUCUUAAGGUACAAGAAGAGCUACAACGGCUUAAGGAACAGAACGACAAACAGAAACGAAAGGAAAGACGAAAAGAAAAUGACAAAAAACAGAGAGAAAUCGUGCGAAUGCAGAUGCACAUGACUGCUCCUUUCGAUAUCGGAAUAGAACAGAAUGGUCCAGCUGGCGAAGGCGCAAUGUUCAACCUAGGAACAGCUGAGAAAUUCGACAGCUCUGCGCGUGUGGUGAAGGAGAGUAUGGAAGAUGUCUAUAAUGACUCUGAAAGUGAUUCGGGUAACGAGGUAGAGCUCGACUCAGAUGAGGACGGGGAUUAUCUCGAUCGAGAAUUGGAUGCCAUGUACGAAGAGUUCCAAGAGCGUAGGGAUGAGGCAAACGCUAAGGCUCGUGCAAAAAGGGCGAGGAAAGAGAAAGAGCAGGAUGAUGGCUGGGAAGGACUUUCAAAUUCGGAGAAAGAAGACGUUUCAGGUGACGAGCCGGAAGCGGAGAAGAUACCACUUGCACGACUGCCUCAGAAACAAGGGCUGUCAUCCAAAGCUGCUAUGUUCUUCGACCAGGAUAUCUUUCAGGACCUUGACCUACCCGACGCUGACGAGGAGGACCACGACAGAGAUAGUGCUAUUGAGCUUGACGACUCGCCAGACGAUGCAGCAAAGCAGAAGCAAACAACAGAGCAGCCGUUAUCGAAGGCGCAAGCUAAGCAACAACAGAAGAACUCAAGGAAACAGCCUUCUCAAUCACCUGAACCGGACUCCAGCUCCGAAGACGAAAACGACAUCCAACCUCAAAACUCACAAUCGAAUAUUUCUCGUCCCGAAGAUCCACUCACCAAGACUGGCCACCUUGACAUCGACCUCAUAACCACAGAGGCCAUGACCCUUGCCCAGUCUCUUGCCAGUGGGCAGAAGAAAUCUGCCGACUUAAUUGACGAUUCCUUCAACAAGAACACCUACAUCGGCCACGACCACUCACACCUCCCACAAUGGUUCCUCGACGACGAGUCCUCACACUCCAAGCCUCACGUCCCCACAACCAAAGCCGCAGCUCAAGCGAUUCGCGACAAACUACGCGCUCUCAACGCACGACCCAUUAAGAAAGUCCGUGAAGCCCAAGGGCGUAAGAAGAUGCGCGCAGCCGCACGACUCGAGAAGCUAAAGAAGAAGUCUGCGCUCUUGGUCGAGGACGAGGGUAUGAGCGAGGCAGACAAGGCGAAGACAUUAGCGAGGAUGAUGGCUAGAGCGGCCAAGAAGAGUAAACCGAAGAAGCAGGCGGUCAAGGUCGUGGUUGCGAAGGGAGGAAAUAGGGGCAUCAGCGGUAGGCCGAAGGGUGUCAAGGGCAAGUACAAGAUCGUGGAUCCGAGAUUGAAGAAGGAUGUACGUGCUGAGAAGAGGUUGAAGAAGAAGAUGAAGAAAUGA